Messenger RNA from Heterobasidion irregulare TC 32-1, 372 nucleotides. RefSeq lists its product as uncharacterized. Bases 1 to 372 code for a protein of 123 amino acids. The transcript has a single exon. NCBI's taxonomy places the organism in Eukaryota, Fungi, Basidiomycota, Agaricomycetes, Russulales, Bondarzewiaceae. The record is from RefSeq and is a predicted model, not a curated record.
AUGCCACCAACCACAUCCAAACCUGUCUUGUGGAACGAAGUGGCAGACUUACCUGAAAUCAACUCUCAUGAAGACCACACAAUCUACACAUGUCACAUAAACGCAUGGAAAACAGAGCACACAAAAGAACUCCUACAACAUAUCAAAAUUUGCAAUGACCUCACCACCGAUGAGCAUGCCCAAGUAGAAGCGCUAAUUAUUAAAUUUGCAGAUUGCUUCACACUAUCUAUCAGCAAAGUCUCCCCUGUACAUAAUGCCACGCACCAACUCAACCUUCCAACUGGAACAAAAAUCCCGUGGAAAGUGCACCAGCAACCACUGUUCAGUGAUAAACAAGACUACUUCUUCUCUCACAUCGAUCUUAUGCUGUAA